CUUGAUGCGACAACGGGACAGGAAAUGGGGAGGAACGGCCGUCCUGAGUUGAUGCUGCUGCUCCUUUUUAACGCCGCGCUUCUGAUGGAAACCACACUCCUAAAAACCAUUUACUUGAUUUCUCAGGAGCUGACAUGGACCGAUGCAAGACAGUUCUGCCAGAAGAACCACAUAGACAUGAUUACUUGGGACAUAGUAGACCCGAACCAGCUGACUAAGUGGCUGCAGGAAGAUGAACUGACUGCAGUCUGGAUUGGUUUGCACGAGGAUCCUGAGCAACAGUCAGUCUGGAGGUGGAUCAAUGUGAAAACCGGUGAAGGUUUGACAGGAGAGGAUGUUUCAGAGAGCAGUUAUUGGUCCGAACAAUCAAAAAACAGCUACAGCUGUGGCUCUUAUAACAGUUCAAGAAAAAAGUGGUUCAGCAGUGUUUGCUCCGACACUCUUCCAUUUGUCUGCUAUGGCGACAAUCUGGUGCUGUCGACUGAGAACAAGACAUGGGAGGAAGCCCUGGAUCACUGCAGGAAAAUGUCAUCCGCCUCCUAUAAGUACGACCUCCUGAGCGUUACAAGACCUGACUUUAGCUACGUCAGAGACCGGAUCUACAGAGCCACCAGUGAAGAGGUUUGGACAGGAUUGCGGUUCCUGGGAGGGGAGUGGUGGUGGUCCGACGGAGAGACGUUGGACCAACAGGAGAUGCUGCCGGACUGUCCGAGCCAGUGGCAACACUGUGGCAUGCUGUCCAAGUACAACACAGCCAACUGGACCAGCAGCGACUGCUCAGAAAGAAGAAACUUCAUCUGCAAUUAUGUAAAACUACAGAAAUAAAUUACCAAAGAGCAAGACAAAAUCUAGCUCUUUGUCUCUCUAUGUACUUUAGGUCAGUUAGAGACACCAAAGUUAUUUCUAGUUGCUAGCUAAGUGCCAUAAUAAUGACAGACAAUAUGAACACUUGUUCUAGUUUGUUGGAUAUGACUAUACAUCUGCUAAAUAUAUUGAAUCUCAGUUAUUGCAAAGGAUUUCUUGUCCACAAUAUAGGGUAAGAAUAUUUGGGAAAUGGUAAUAAUCAUCAUAUUCUUCCUAUGAAUAUUUUUUGCUAGUUGAAUGGACUCUGUUGGUGUUAUUACUCCCAACAGAGCAACAGAGAGUCUGAAUCUCAAAUCAUUAAAUAUGGAGAAAUUGAAUCUAAAUGUACUGUAUGUUUUGGAUUUGAUUUGGACCACUCUGCUUCUUCUGCAUGGAUUUGUGACGUAGGAUUUAGGAGAAUCACCCUUUUAAAUUUGUAUUUUGCUUUGUUGUGUUUUAUCACGUAGAAUUAUUUUAUUUCAAAUUAAAUUAGUUCGUUUGUACUGACUGAAUUGAUUUGAGGCAUUUUACAUUUUGCUCCCGAGAAUAAAGUGAUUUGAAAUAA
Molecule: messenger RNA, 1408 nt
Organism: Xiphophorus maculatus (southern platyfish)
Lineage: Eukaryota; Metazoa; Chordata; Actinopteri; Cyprinodontiformes; Poeciliidae
Product: macrophage mannose receptor 1-like
Exons: 3
Coding region: 25-825 (266 amino acids)
Source: RefSeq, a predicted model, not a curated record